Empidonax traillii (willow flycatcher) is the source of this 2089-nucleotide messenger RNA. It is a transcript of the gene CHRNA3, whose product is annotated as cholinergic receptor nicotinic alpha 3 subunit. Gene Ontology annotation, cellular component: synapse; neuron projection; postsynaptic membrane. The record is from RefSeq and is a predicted model, not a curated record. Gene Ontology annotation, biological process: signal transduction; regulation of membrane potential; monoatomic ion transmembrane transport. The coding region runs from base 131 to 1621 and encodes 496 amino acids. Gene Ontology annotation, molecular function: acetylcholine-gated monoatomic cation-selective channel activity; transmembrane signaling receptor activity. NCBI's taxonomy places the organism in Eukaryota, Metazoa, Chordata, Aves, Passeriformes, Tyrannidae. The transcript is spliced from 6 exons.
UGCCGGCUGCUGCUUCGGGCAUUUCACGCAUCGCGGGAGCGGAGCCCUCCCCGCUCCCGGCGCUCGCACAGUCCUGGCAGCGACGCUCAUCUCCAGCAGCCUCCCUCGACAGGCAGUAACUCACAACACCAUGGAGAGCAUCCACCCUCUCCUCCUGACUGCUGCUCUCUGCUUUCUCUGCCAAGGCUGCGGCGGCUCCGAGGCCGAGCACCGGCUCUACGCGGCGCUCUUCCGGAGCUACAACCAGUUCGUGCGCCCCGUCAAGAACGUCUCGGACCCGGUCAUCAUCCAGUUCGAGGUGUCCAUGUCGCAGCUGGUGAAGGUGGACGAAGUCAACCAGAUCAUGGAAACCAACCUGUGGCUGAAGCACAUCUGGAAUGAUUACAAGCUUCGGUGGAAUCCAGCAGAUUAUGGAGGUGCUGAAUUCAUCCGAGUACCAUCUGGCCAGAUCUGGAAGCCAGAUAUUGUUUUAUAUAACAAUGCAGUUGGGGAUUUCCAGGUUGACGACAAGACAAAGGCCCUACUAAAAUACACGGGUGACGUGACCUGGAUACCUCCAGCUAUAUUUAAAAGCUCAUGUAAAAUAGAUGUAACCUACUUCCCAUUUGAUUAUCAGAACUGCACCAUGAAGUUUGGUUCCUGGUCUUAUGAUAAAGCCAAAAUCGACUUAGUUUUAAUUGGCUCCACUAUGAACCUGAAAGAUUACUGGGAGAGUGGAGAAUGGGCUAUUAUUAAAGCUCCUGGGUAUAAACAUGACAUCAAGUACAACUGCUGCGAGGAGAUAUACCCAGACAUCACCUAUUCUCUUUACAUUAGGCGUUUACCUUUAUUUUACACCAUCAACAUGAUUAUUCCCUGUCUGCUGAUCUCUUUUCUGACUGUCUUAGUUUUCUAUUUGCCCUCAGACUGCGGUGAGAAGGUGACACUCUGCAUAUCAGUCCUCCUGUCUUUAACAGUGUUCCUUCUCGUUAUCACAGAAACCAUCCCUUCCACUUCCCUGGUCAUCCCCCUCAUCGGGGAAUACCUCCUUUUCACCAUGAUAUUUGUCACUCUGUCAAUCGUCAUCACGGUGUUUGUGCUGAACGUGCACUACAGAACGCCCAAGACGCACACCAUGCCCGUGUGGGUGAGAACCAUUUUCCUGAACUUACUUCCCAGGAUCAUGUUCAUGACCAGGCCCGCCAGCGACGAGGACAAUAACCAGAAGCCAAAGCCACCGUUCACUUCGGAGCUCUCCAACCUGAAUUGCUUCAGCAGCUCCGAAGCCAAAUGCUGCAAAGAUGGCUUUGUGUGUCAGGACAUGGCAUGCAGCUGCUGCCAGUGCCAGCGCACCAAGUGCUCGGAUUUCAGUGGCAAUCUCACCAGGAGCUCGAGCUCGGAGUCUGUGGAUCCUACGCUUUCACUUUCAGUUCUGUCACCAGAAAUGAGAGAUGCUAUCGAAAGUGUGAAAUACAUUGCAGAAAACAUGAAAAUGCAGAACGAAGCAAAAGAGAUUCAGGAUGAUUGGAAAUACGUUGCCAUGGUCAUUGAUCGUAUUUUCCUGUGGGUUUUCAUCCUGGUGUGUAUUCUAGGAACAGCAGGCUUGUUUUUACAACCUCUGAUGGCUGGAGAUGACAUGUAAAGAUUAAACAACGUGUUGUGACAUCAAAUAAAACUGCCAACCAACUCUGUAUCGUCACCCCAGCACCCCCCAUGUCUCUUCCAUGUGUAGCAGAAUAAGGAACUUUCAAAUCUGCUUGACCAUGAAGGCUUUUGUUUAAAAAUGUGAGAAAGGAAAUUAUUUGGAACCUUUAUGACAGCUAAUUUCCAAGGAACAGGAGCUAUGAUUUACAGUUACUUCUUGCCACCCCGGGAGAAGGUGUAGGUAGAACAGUAAAGUUGAUAGGAAUGGUUUAGGAAGGGGUGAAUAAAGACAUGGAAAAUUACAUGGAUAUUUGGAAAGCCAAGAUGGGUUGAAUGCUUUGGGCUGUUUUUCACCAGUCUGGUACCAAGAGGCUUGAGACCACGGCAGGACCUUCUGGAAGAAGUUCAUACCGAGUUCUGUGAAUGGAACAAGAGCUCCAUGUGGAUGGAAUGGCUGGGGAGGCAC